UCAUAUUUAGAUUUAAGUAACAAAUCUGAACAUCUAUUUUCUUUUUAAAUACUGAGAAAUAUUAGAAACAUAGACAGCAUUGUUGUUUGCCUAUUUCAGCCAUAUGUAUGAGAAAAUGUGUCUGCCACACAAGGAAACCAAUUUAUGUAAUCAUUUCCACACGUGCAUCUGGAUGUUUCCAGGAAAAUUGUACAGUUCUUGCAGAAACUGCACUGCAGUUCAAUAUGUUGAAAUAAAAACCAGCAAAACUCACUCACUAAAGAACAAUUUGACUUUACAUUUUAUUUACCAUUUGUAGUUAUGAUACUUUAUGUAAAUUGAAGUAAAGUUAUCACACAGGCACAGAUGUGACUACAAUAUUGAGAAGGGUGCAAAAAAUCUGACUUGCCAGAAUAUUGUCAUCUACAGCAGUGAUGUAUUGUUUUUUUGUUUGUUUGUUUGCUUUAUUUGUUUGUUUUCAAAAGUUUUUAAGUCUUUUCACUCAAGAAAUUACUGCCAUUAAAGUUUUGUGCAGGUAGAUAUAGGGAUUGUUGAGAAUUUAUGAAAGAGGUAGAAUGAAGAUUAGACAUUGGCAAUUCUGUGAAUUCAGUGUCCUGGCACCUAAUAAGCAUCAUGUAUGCUAACACAGGCAAUGGUUUUUGAAUGCAUCCUGAAUGCUAAUGCUUAGUUUGACAUUUGGAUGAAAAUUAUUUUACUCAUUUGACAUGUUAAAUAAUUUCUUAAGACUGAGUUGUUAACUUUUUGAGCUGCUCAGCCUCUCAAAUUACAACCCUAGAGAUCCAAUCAUUUUGAAUAUGUCCUGCUGUAUUUAACUCCCAGCUGCAAGUAUCUAAAGGGGAUAUCAUAACAGGGCCUGAGGCAUGGAGCUUGGUGCCCACUUGGGUGUUACUAAUAGUAAAUGUAAAAAAUUAAAAAUUAAAAAACAAAAACAUUUCUUCUCAUUUGCUGAUAUGAGCUGUUGUAGCAUUGGUGGAAAAGGAGGUGGAGGGUGCAUGUGUUUGCGCCCCAUAGCUCUACAUAAACCGAUUGCAUCCCCAGAUUUAUCCUCAAGGUGUUUUUAGGACAUUCAGGAAUCUAAUGGACACUAAUAGGCUUAGCACUUAGAGGUGUAUUGUACGGGGUGCUUACUGGCAAGGUUUGCUGAGGGUAAAACUCUAAACCUUCAGAUUACCUCCAACACAUCCCUUUAAAGUGCUGUAUAGCCAGGACUUAGCUAAUAGGAUCCUGGGGGUAGUGGGGGCCUGAGAAGGUGGGGAUGGGGGUUGGACAGGGCAAGAAGGUCAGCAGAUGUAGGCAGCAGACUGUUGCAGGGCUAACAGGAGGAUUACAGCCCUCAGAUUAUACGGGUUUCAGAAGGAACUUGAGGGACUGUGGAUAAUGCACAGAGCCUCAGGGCAGUUCUUAUAGCAGCAUUUGUUUGGGGGAGGGAGAAGCUAAAAAAAACAAGUACAGUUUAUGCAUGCCCCCUACGAAGACAGAUAUGUAACAAUGUUUUAACCAGCACAAGCUAAUAUAUACAAGGAGGUAGUUUGCGAAUUUCAGGAUGGUGCGUGUUCAUGUUCAUGUAACCAGAUGCCUGUCACAGACUGGCCUUGGAUUAGCAGAGCUGGAUUAAUGUAUUGUUUACACUAUCAUAUUUUUAAUGAGAUUUCUGCAGUAGAGAUGGCUAAUUAAAGAUGCUUAAGUUGACAAUACUUUUAUAUACAGGCUGCUGGCCCUGCCAAUAACAACAAAGCCAUUUGAGAUAAGUGUGUGUCUGUUUUCUUUAAAAGAUGAGAACAAUUCUGCAGUGAGGAAGCAUUUUUGCAGGUCAUCACAUGAUAGGAUUUGGAUUUACAGGUUUAGGAUCAAUUUGCAUUCCAGUGAAGGUUAGCGUUAAGGUGGGUUUAAGAUUAAUACUUAAUGCUAUACAGGUGAGAAAAGUGAGAGUAGGGGUCAGAGGUUACUGUGCUAGCUGUACAGGUCCAGGCAUCGUCUAUUAGAGCACAUCUCCGCCACUAAAAAUUCAACCAGUAAGUUCACAAUUCAGGUGUUUCUGCAACAGCAGGAAUAUUUAGUUGCUGCUGGAAUAAAGUGUUUUCAGCAGUCUUAAAAUAUCACUUUUUUAUUUUUUUGUAUACUUGUAGAAUUUAUACAUGUGAUAUUAUGCAGUCUUAGUGUUCAGUAAUCUGCAGUUAAAUGUUACGUGUGAUGGAUAACUGCUGCACUCCAGUGGUCAUGAGAGGAAACUACAAAAACAUAGCUUGUACUGUGUACCUCAUCUUGACUUUUCAAAAUCACAACCAGUUAAAGUUCAAGUAUUAACAUAACAUCUGCCAUUUUACUUUAAUUUUCCCUAAACAGAAUCAAACAGGUACAACAGAUUUUAGGACUUUACAGUAUUUUUUCAGAUUGGUAAAAAUCAUAUUAUUAAUGUGAAUCUUCUUACUAACAGUAUUCGCCUGUAGGUGGAAGGCUGUGUGCAUGCCAUGACCCCACGGGAGCAAUUGAGGAAGAUGACAACGCUAGGAGAGCAAGGAACUCUGGAUGAAAAGCACUGGUAUCGACUGGUUAACGGCAUGUCAGCUGGAGAGCUGAGGCAGAGGCAGGAGCUGAUAAUGAGGAACCAGAUGGCCAUGGCUCCACAGAUCCUUGCACAGGGGCAGCAGAGGUUACAGGGGGUACCGGCACAGUUCGAACCUCGCUUCAUGGAAAGGGAGUUGGUCCCUCCUAGUGAGAUGGUAGCAUCUGAUGCCAGACAGAUGCACAUGGGACCUCACCUCGGUCCCCCUCUACCCCACCAUGGUAAUGUUCUGCCAGGGAGAUCAUUUCCCGGACCAGCUGGCUAUGGCUUUUUGCCCUCCGAACCCAUGGAAACAGUUGCUCGGCGACAGGAACUCAUACACAAGCAAAAUAUAGCCAGAAUGGAGAUGAAUGCCAUCUUGCAUCAGAAAGAGCUGGAGAAUGCUCACCAGAAAGGACUGAUGGGAAUCGAAAAUCCUAUGUCAUAUCCCUCCAACCCCAUGUUGUUCAGAGGUCGUCAGCGCAUGCCAGAUGGCCAUGACGUCUUCAUCCACCGACCAUCCCUGGAUGAGCUGCACUCCAACAGCAUACUCAUGUCAGCCAGCCCUUACCCACCAAUCAGCACACUGCAGAGAGAGAGGGGACGGAGGGCUGGAAGGAGGCCGAAUGUUCACAAGAGUACAGAGAGCCAGGUGGCCAACCUGAAGGGCCACACUGAAGAUAAAAGUGUAGAGCAGAGCCCAGAAGCCACAUCAGGGGAAGAGAAAGAGAUGGAAGCAAAGGAAGAUUUGGGAGAAGAAUGCCCCACCAGUAAGACACACCAUCAGAACAAAAUAAACUCUGAAAUUACCACAGGAAGCAGAAAGAACUACAAGGAAGGGGAGGCAGGCCUGCGUAAGGCCUGUGUGACCUCUCAAGAUGGGUGUUCAGAUGUGAACAACAGCGGUGCAAAUGAUAAAGACAUAUCCAGCCAAUGCUCUGCUUUCCAGGAGAAAUUCAUAUAUCCCUCCACUGGUGGAGCUCUGACAGGGGUGCCUUACGUGUUCCCAGUCCCUGGAAAUGGUUUCCUUCCACCUGGUCCACCAAAUCUCUUUCUUAAUGGUGAUGAGGUGCCUGAAGACAUAAGGAAGUGGACAGUUAAUGAUGUUUACAACUUUAUAAGCAGUAUACCCACAUGUUCUGAAUAUGCUCAGACAUUCAAGGACCACAUGAUUGACGGGGAGACACUGCCUCUUCUAUCAGAGGAGCACCUACUGGACACACUGGGGCUCAAACUGGGGCCCGCUCUGAAGAUCCGCUCACAGGUGUCACGACGCCUUGGUAGCAUGAUGUAUAUGAUGAACUUACCACUAUCCAGCACCACCCUGCAGACCAACCCUGAAAAGCCUGGAGAUCGUUCUCCAGAGAUUGGUUCCCCUGUUAACUGCAACAGUGAGGACAUGAUGGGGAGUCCGAGAGACCCUGAGGUCCUCAAAUCCACUGAGCACCUCCACGAGGCAGAAAACAAUUCCCCUCCAUCUGCCAGCAGUGAGACAGCCUGAUCGGUAGUAAUAAUGUGGAAAAAUGCUAACUGAACAGGUUUCAACUGCAUCCUCAGAUCUGAUGAACUGCCGCAGUGGUGGAUUUAUUUACAUGACUCACUGAAAUUAAGAUACUUUCCUACUAUUACACAGGUCUGCAACAUGCCCAGAUGUCCACUAAAUAUUUGUAUUUUCACAUAUGUACAUUUUUUAAAUCAUUGGAGUGAGUAUGAUGUAAAAUUUGAGGAAUGCAAUAUUUAGAAAGUUCUACAUGGCUUCUCUUAUCUUUCAUUGCACACAUCAGUGUCUGAUUGUAGCUUUUUCCUAUUCAUUGCUAAAUUAAAUUGUUACAGUAGUCUGAAAAGAAGGAUCAUAGAAAUCAUACUGAAAAACAUUUAAAAUAUCAGAUUAAUAUUUUUUGGAUUGGAUUUUAUUACUUUUUCAUUUGUUGGACUGUAAAUAAAGUGUUUUUCUACAUAGAAACUUGUUGCAGAAGCUUUCUGUCCUGAUAAAUAAACGUGUCAAUAUCAAGUAGUAAAGGUUUCAGGAUUUAUCAUUAUAAAAAUCCAAUCAUUGUAAACCUUUGCAAUCCGUAGUCAUG
Molecule: messenger RNA, 4623 nt
Organism: Melanotaenia boesemani (Boeseman's rainbowfish)
Lineage: Eukaryota; Metazoa; Chordata; Actinopteri; Atheriniformes; Melanotaeniidae
Gene: samd7
Product: sterile alpha motif domain containing 7
Exons: 8
Coding region: 2469-4043 (524 amino acids)
Molecular function (GO): protein binding
Source: RefSeq, a predicted model, not a curated record